CAGGAGGCGUCGUUCAGUGCAACAUGGUCGCAUGAGUCGAGGAGGAGGAGGGGGGGGGACGAGACGGGGACGAGACCAUUCCGGGAGCGACGACGCACGGCCACUGCUGGAAUCCGUGACAUUUGUCGACGCAGCCCACGGAGGAGAGAGAAACCCACGGUUCUGGGAAAAUACAGAGGGCAGCGGCGGCAGAUAGACCGACCGAUAGACCGACAGAUAGAGGCGUGGAGGCGAAGAGGAACAGCACGUUUCCCCCUCCACCACCUCUACCUCGCGGUGUCCUAUUUCGUUGGUGAAGGAACGUGCAGGCAGGCUGUCUCACACUAAGCUAUGGAAUGCUCCCUGCUCCCACCAUCACUAGUCUCCAAUCUUUGGACUGAGCUCCAAACGCUAAGUUAGCGGCUGUGCUUCUCCCCUCGAACUCUUUACAACCAGGGGACGAAGAAAAAAGGACUGGGCUCAUUGAGUCCUCCGCUAAAAACGCACAGAGCACCUCGUCUUUUUUUUUUUUAAAUUUUAGAAUAUUUAAUCAUUUUUUUGGUUUGUUUUUUCUCCGCUUGGAUUUUUUUCUACCGAAAUCAUAUCAAGAUGGACAUGGAUUCAUACCUGUGGAUGGUCAUCCUUGGCUUCGUCAUUGCCUUCAUCCUGGCCUUUUCGGUGGGUGCCAACGACGUGGCCAAUUCCUUCGGCACGGCGGUGGGGUCCGGCGUCGUCACGCUGAAGCAGGCCUGUAUCCUGGCGUCCAUCUUCGAGACCCUGGGCUCGAUGCUGCUGGGGGCCAAAGUGGGCGAGACGAUUCGGAAGGGCAUCAUAGACGUCAACCUGUACAACGAAACGGUGCCGGUGCUCAUGGCGGGGGAGGUCAGCGCCAUGGUCGGGUCAGCGGUCUGGCAGCUAAUAGCCUCCUUCCUCAAGCUGCCCAUCUCUGGGACUCACUGCAUUGUUGGCGCCACCAUCGGGUUCUCCAUGGUGGCCAUCGGCACCAGGGGCGUGCAGUGGAUGCAGCUUGUCAAGAUUGUGUCGUCUUGGUUCAUCUCCCCCUUGCUCUCCGGACUCAUGUCUGGACUUCUCUUCAUGCUCAUCAAACACUUCAUCCUCAACAAGGAGGACUCUGUCCCGAAUGGCCUGCGAGCGCUGCCUCUGUUCUACGCCACCACCAUCGGGAUCAACACUUUUUCCAUCAUGUACACUGGAGCUCCUCUGCUCGGGUUAGAGAUGCUGCCGGUGUGGGCCAUCUUUCUCAUAACUUUAGCCGGGGCGCUGGUAUGUGCAGCUCUGGUCUGGUUUUGCGUGUGUCCUUGGAUGAGGAGGAAAAUAGCAAGUCGUCUAAAGAAGGAGCAGGCUCUGUCCAGGAUCUCCGACGAGAGUCUGGACAAGAUACCCGAGGAGGAGGAGGAGAGUCCCGUCUUCAAGGAGCUCCCCGGGGCCAAGGGAACAGACGAGGCCGUGCUGCCGCUCACCGGGGGCAGCGGUGAACGGGGCACGCGCGACUCCAGUGGGGAGCUCACCAACCUGGCCAACGGCGGCUCCGUCCUGCCAAACGGCAGGGUGUAUGGUCGGACCCACUCGAUGACCAACGGCUGCCUCAAGUCGCCCAUCUCGAAUGGCAGCUUCAGCUUCGAUGGCCACAUGCGCAGCGAUGGCCAGGUGUACCACACGGUGCACAAGGACUCGGGUCUGUACAAAGACCUGCUUCACAAAAUCCACCUGGGCCGCAUGGACGACGGCGACCGCUCGGGCUCCAACGCCGGCCCGCCCGACAACAACUACCGCCUGCUGCGGCGCAACAACAGCUACACCUGCUACACGGCGGCGAUAUGCGGCAUGCCCGUGCAGCCGCUCAUACGCACAGAGUCGCGCGAGGACAGUGAAAAGCUGGUCGGCGAGGGGGGCGGCCGGAGCAACAGCGUGUCCUACUCCAAGAAGAGGAUACGCUACGACAGCUACUCGUCGUACUGUAACGCCGUAGCCGAGGCUGAGAUCGAGGCGGAGGAGGGAGGGGUGGAGAUGAAGCUGGCCACAGAGCUGGAGGGGGUGGAGGAAGAAGGAGCUCCGGCGCCGGUGCCUCUGGACGACUUGGCCGAGGAGGACCACGAGGAGAAGGACAAGCCCGAGGUGUUCCAGCUGUUCCACUUCCUGCAGAUCCUCACCGCCUGCUUCGGGUCCUUCGCCCACGGAGGCAACGACGUCAGUAACGCCAUCGGGCCCCUGGUGGCGCUGUGGAUGAUCUACGACCAGGGCGGCGUGAUGCAGGAUGCUGCCACUCCCAUCUGGCUGCUGUUAUACGGCGGUAUAGGCAUCUGCACCGGCCUGUGGGUGUGGGGCCGCCGCGUCAUCCAGACCAUGGGCAAGGACCUGACUCCCAUCACCCCCUCAAGCGGAUUUUGCAUUGAAGUAAUGAGUGCGCUAACAGUGCUUGUCGCAUCAAAUGUGGGCAUCCCAAUAAGCUCCACCCACUGCAAGGUGGGAUCGGUCGUGGCCGUGGGCUGGAUCCGCUCCAAGAAAGCCGUGGACUGGCACCUCUUCAGGAACAUCUUCCUGGCGUGGUUUGUCACGGUGCCCGUGGCCGGCCUAUUCAGCGCUGCCGUCAUGGCCCUGUUCGUCUACGGCAUCUUGCCCUUCGUCUGAGGGCACACGGCCGGGAGGGAGACACACAAGAGGAAAAUCGAGGAUCGGAGAGGGAGAGAGAGGGAGAGGGAGAGGGAGACAUGGGUAAAAAUCAUAGCGGGGGUGUCAGGGGUAGAGAUACAGGAGAAGGAAAUGAAGAGCAAAAGGUCAAGGGUGAAGAGGGCGCGAGGAGAGGGAGGGAGCUGCAGAGGCUCACAGACGGACUCGGUUGUACUGUGGAUGUGAGAAGGGUUGGUUCACUUGCUUCCUGGCUCCAGAGAUCUUCUGGUCCCGGUUUUUUUAAUUUAUUCUCUUAUGUGCAUUUGAAAGUGUGACCGUAGCCACUUCAAUCUGCUGUAACGCGCGACAACAAUAAUGAGAUUUCCACUCACUUUUAACAAGAACGAUUGUUGUCGUUGGAGAAACGGUGGCAGACAUUUUCUGUCAUAUAUUAAAAAAAAAAAAAGAAGAUCAAAACCAGUUAAUUAAACUGACAAACACGCCUGCAGUAACACCUAUAUCCUACUGCCUGCAAUCCCAGGUUAGCAUAGUUGGUCACGUGCUUAUUAUUCCAAAAUGCCAGGAAAAAAACACAUGUACAUAUUAUUGUAUUGGAUUGAGUGCGAUUUGUUGUAUUGCAGCUUGCUUUAGAAUUUUAAAAGAGGAAAAAAAGAAAAAGAAAAGCUGCGCGUGGUCAACCAACCCAUCCAUCAUCUCACGCUCGACACGCUCGCCGGGUACAACUGGGGCCAAAAGGAGAGGACGCCUCGGAGGGGGGUGGUGCGACUGUCGCUCUGCUUUUGUUAUUUUCCACAUGAUACCAUAGAAACCUGAUUUGCUAAAGAGCUGAUUUUUUUUUUUUUUCUUCUAAAAGCUCCUGUAUGUUAUUGGAAAUGGAUCUCAUAUUUUUUAAUGAUGUAUUAUAUUGUAAUUUGUACUGUAAAUACUGUCCCGAAAGAUUUUGGGGGAGGGGGGCGACAAUGGGGGAUCAUGGUUUGUAUUUAAUUUCAAGUGGGUGGGUGAGGCGUUCCCCUCUUCAUGAUGUCAUAUCAUAUAGUAUAUUUCAUCCCAGACACUCAAGUACACAUGAAUAUACACAACUUAACAUGCUGCUGUUUUUUUUUUUAUUGUUUUUUUUUGGGUGGUUUGCAGAAGUUUAUUUACUGAAAAGGAAAAAAAACGUGUUUGAAAUUUAAAGUAAUGAAUCAAAUCCGUCCUCGAAAAACUGGAGGAAUGCCGUUCCGCCUGAAUCUGUCCCGUCGGUGAACUCGACAGUGUUGACGGAAGGAUCUUUGGUUUAAGAUUUUGCCCUUGAGAGAAAAGGUUGGGGGUCGCUCUUUGAGAGCAGCACCGACGCCAAAGUAACCGGUGCUGUCGCCUAAUUUGAAGCAGAACGAUGAGGUUCGGGUGCAGCAGAAGCCAAAACUUAAUAAACGAAUAGAGACGAAUGGCAACUAAAAUGUUCACACAGCCGCCUUUUUUUUUUUUCUUUCUUUCUUUCUUUCAUUCUUUCUUUUCCGCUACCGGAGUCAUAUCCUCACAUGGAAGGCUCCCUGCCAAUGACGGGCCCCGCUCACGUCUCACCUGAACCUCGGCCUCGGACCCCCCCCCCCCCCGUCCGUCCGUCCGUCGAGACGCCUCCAAAAGUCACGGCCCUCGUCGUGUCGUAUCAAACACAAAACUAUUCUCCUUUGCAGCUCAGCCGGUCGUACAGAGGUGGAAGGAAAGGAGGCGUUUGGAGUAUUGACCACCUGUGUUUUCUAUCUAAGUGCUAAACGUGAGCUAGACGUCACGGGGUCUAGUUGAGGGCUGAACCGGAGAGAAGAAGAACCCCCCCCCAACCCAGAUGGGGUUUUUGAGGUUUUAAGGCCGCUCAUGUCACAAACGUAUCACAUGACCUUUGUUUUAGGAUCAUGUUGUUUGAAUGAGAUGGUAUCGGAGGGGAGGGGUAGUACUGAUCAUCACCAGCUUUUUAACAGGGUCACCUGACCUGCAGGCGAACAAAGUCUAAAGCGUUUUUUAUUUGAACAAACUCGAUGCCAGGUGUUGCAAUUUCUUUCUUCUUUUUUUUUGUGGUUCUUGUGGUGUGUUUCCUAAUUUCCUUUUCUUUUCUUUUUUUUUCUUUCUAUCUUCUUCUUCUUCUUCUCAUGAACAAAUCUAUGCUUAAAUAACCACUUGCCUUGUAACAUUGUGUUUAACUUUGUGCAGAUACGGUCAGAAUAAUGAAGUACUGUGGUGUUCACAUCGUAGCCAUAUUGUAGAGUAUCUGAAGAACAAAAGAAAAAAAAACUGUUGCCACACGAUGCCGAUGAAAGACGAACCAUUAACCAUGACUUUUUAAGUGCAAGUUAAAAACAAAGUAUAAUAAUAAUAAUAACCCGAAGUGUCUAGAGAGAACGAGAGCAAGUGUGCACACAAUGACCUGUUUUUUUUCUUCAUUUUUCUCUUUUCGUUGUAGUAGUAGUGCAAAUCAUGACCCCUGUCACUUUACACUGCGACAGCAAUGUGUGAACACGUACACGUGUGGGUGCAAUUCAGUUACGAAGAGAAUAACCAGAGGAAAAAGAAAUUUCAUCAAGACUAUAUAUUUUUCUACCAUAUCUGAGUUUUAACCUGGGCGAGCUUCCGGACACUCUGGAGGACACACUGUGGCCUCGGGUGGUGGCGAGAACCCCCCCCCCCCCCCCGGCCCCCCGGUGCCACGCCUCGCUCCCCCCGGGAGCCCGGCGGGUUCCCGUCACAUGCAGACCGACGUCGGUCGCCAGUAGAUCAGAUUUUUAAAAAAAAUUUACCAUUUUUAUUUUUUGAAUUUUUUAGACGAAAACACUUUGUAAUUUUGUUUCCCUGUGCCGCUUCGAUCGCGAGCUGUCGAGAGCGGGACGCCACAAGUGCUCGCCGAGGGCGAAGUCUCGAGGGUCAAAAUCGCCCUGUAGACGCGAGUCGUGCAUUUCAAAACACUUGUCGACGGAAAUCUGGACGAGUGUUUUCCCCUUCGUUUCUAGCAGGUUACAACUCUUGGAGCUCGCACUCUUUCACUCUUCCUGGCUGCGUGUUACGCGGGGGGGCUGCACGGAGCUGGUGCCUUCAGAUUCUCCUGGUACAGGAAGGAAGGAAGGAAGGCGUCUCAAAGCAAUUUCAUGAUGUGCAAAAAGGUCCAGUUUCCCAAAAACAUCCCCCCCCCCCCCCCCCCCGAAAAAAGUACAGCUUGUAAAAGAUCCAGUCAUGGAAGUGAUGGUGAAUGUUUGAGAAGCACAUGAAGGAUCGCCCAGACCGAGCGACUGUUAACAGUCAGUAAACGUACCAAAAAAAUCUCCUUUUUUUCUCAUUGAGUAGAAAGAUAAAAUACCAUAUGUCCUCACAGGUUUAGCUUCUGUUCCACUAACCCCCUCAAUACAAGUUAGUAACAGCUGUUGUUGUUGUUGUUGUUGUUGCAUACACAGAACCAACAACUGGCGGCACGUGAGGAAAUAUUCGCAGAUUUUUUUUUGUUUUACAAAACGUGUAUUGCGUUAUGAAUCGCUCACUGCCCCUUUAAAAAGCUUAAAACAGAAGUAGAACCUCCACAGAUUAUAUUUCAUCUUUUUUAGAAAGCUGUGACCAACUGCAUUGUCUGACCCGAGGUUUGUGGUUUGUCGCUCUUUUUUGAUGAAAUUGAAUCAGAUUCCACCUUUCGUCACGUUAGACCAUCAGGUUUAUUUGUGACAUGGCCGCGCUCGGCUCCGCGGAGCCCCCCUCUGUGACGCCGUCGUGUUUUCCGUUCUUCUAUGCAUUCUCUGUCCUGAUAGGCCAAAGGGGAUGCACUGCUCACGAUGGGGAGGGAACGUGGAAAAACUCAAACAAAACGCCCUCUGGUGGCGGCGUCCAAUGUCCUUCGCAAGGAAAGGAAACGAAAAAAUCCUUAACUCCGGAUUUAAUUACAUACCCAAAUAUUUCUGUCGCAAAAUAUUUUUCGUAAAAUGGCAAAAAAAAAAAAAAUCUGUUGGUUUCAUGAGAGGAUUGUUGAUUCAUGGACACAAUGGUUUCAGGGCCGUUAGAGGAGUCGGGCCUUACCGGCCUCGCUCCAGUUAAUUGCAGGCUCAACUGAAAUUUAACUAAAAAUUCUUGAGACAAUUUCAGAUCGUAUUGUAUCCCAAAAACCAAUCUGUAGGUCUGAAUUUAUGUUUCGGUUAGUUACGUACGCAGCCACCAAAUGGCGGAGUCUGACACUUUCCCCUCCCCGUAGAGAGCGACAGCAUAUUAGACCAGUCCGUUCAAACUGAUCAGCAUAAAUCAAUGAGUGGUGUGAUGCGAUUGCCAUUGAGGGAGUUUUUCUGUGCUUAUAACCAUUUUUGUAAACUUUUCGUAGUGGGAAAAAAAAAAAAACUAGAGGAACAGAAUGUGCCAUUUUCUCUCUCCCUGAAUGUGCAAUACAAGCCGCUUUUCUCGUGAAGGGUGCAACUACAUCGCUGUCGACACUGUGGUCAUGUAGCUCCACCUGCCCUGGUGUAAUAGCGCCCCCUCCCUGUGUGCGUGGAACUAGCACCACCCCACAGAGGUCGGAGGGGCAUCAGUUCAGGCCUCCAUCAUGGUUGUGGCGUGCUGUCUCUCGUUUUUUCUGGUCUGUUUUUCGUGAUGGAAUGUGCUCCUCGGCUGGCCUGCAGGCUUUACAGCUCAGUGUCGUCUUUAUACUGUUUACUGCUGUUUAACUGUCCGGUCCUUCAAAAGUUAAAUAAUAAUAAUGAUAAUAAUAAUAAUAGAUGAAUAUAAAAAAAAUCAAAAGAAACCUGUAGCCUGCUUCUACAAAAAAAAAUCUUAAAAGCUCAUCUGAUUUGCAUAUAUUGUACUGUACUGUUUUAUUUAAGAUUUUAGUGAAAAGAAAUGUCUGCAUUUAAACUAAAUUAUGGGAAUUAAAAUUACAAAGAAUACCUAAA
Molecule: messenger RNA, 7517 nt
Organism: Scophthalmus maximus (turbot)
Lineage: Eukaryota; Metazoa; Chordata; Actinopteri; Pleuronectiformes; Scophthalmidae
Gene: slc20a2
Product: solute carrier family 20 member 2
Exons: 11
Coding region: 589-2628 (679 amino acids)
Biological process (GO): phosphate ion transmembrane transport
Cellular component (GO): membrane
Molecular function (GO): phosphate transmembrane transporter activity
Source: RefSeq, a predicted model, not a curated record